Molecule: messenger RNA, 7536 nt
Organism: Myxocyprinus asiaticus (Chinese sucker)
Lineage: Eukaryota; Metazoa; Chordata; Actinopteri; Cypriniformes; Catostomidae
Gene: slc6a8
Product: solute carrier family 6 member 8
Exons: 13
Coding region: 711-2675 (654 amino acids)
Biological process (GO): sodium ion transmembrane transport
Cellular component (GO): membrane
Source: RefSeq, a predicted model, not a curated record
CAGUCCGUCCGCGCGCACCGAGGAACAGAGCAGCAGCAGCUGCCACACCUCCUAAAGACACCGAACCUCGUCUCGUUUAUACAUUCUGAGUGUGUAAUACCAAAUAAGACGAUGGUCUGAAGAGAUUUAGGCGAUAAAUUCUCGAAUGUAAUUCCAUUACAUUCAUCCGGUCAGCGCGCGCUCGAAGGGCCGCUUUGGUUUCUCCGUCUCCCCAGUCGCCUUCUCUUUGAGAGAUAUACGUGCCCAUGCGAUUCUUCAGACUCACCUUUAAGUGUUUCGUGGAUUGUUUUUGAAGGUGCUGUUUAAAUUCGAUGUCGUUUUCUUUUACGAUCUAUUAUUUAUUUUCCAAACGCGAAUUUUGAUUAAAAAAAAUAAAUAAAUAAAAUAAAAAUACCCGCCAAUAUCAUUGCCAAUUCGUUGAGAAAUCUACCUGUCACCCGUUAGGCUACUAUAACGGUCUGACGCUGAUGAGAAAAGGAAAAAUACAUUCUUAAAGAAUAACGCUGCUGAUUGUUUUGUAUAUAUAUAUAUAAGGAUAAAAGGACCAGAUCCUGUGCUGAUCUUAACAGGAUCAUCUGAGGAAGAACAAAAAAUAGUCAUCUUUAUAAGAGAAACAGACUUGAGCCUAAACAAAAUAUUUAUUUUGACUGCCGAUUUAAGCCCUUCCUGAGUGUGAUUGAAGGUUGAGGGUCGCUUUGUUUACAAGUGAGAUGGAGAAAACCUCUCUGGACGAAGACUGCUGCGCCCUGAACACAGUCCUUGUGGAGGAGAAGAAGGGACAUCUCAUUCCCAAUGGAAACGCGCAUCAAGGCGUCAAUGGGACCCUCAUUGGAGGGGCCAACGGGGGCCCCAUAUCAGCGGCCCCUGGAGCCAUAACAACGGCGGUGGGAGGGGGUUACCCCGAGCGAGAGACGUGGACCCGGCAGAUGGACUUCAUUAUGUCCUGCGUGGGCUUUGCCGUGGGUCUGGGGAACGUCUGGCGCUUCCCGUACCUGUGCUACAAAAAUGGUGGAGGGGUGUUCCUCAUUCCCUAUGUGUUGUUCAUAUUUCUGGGGGGCAUUCCCAUAUUCUUCCUGGAGAUUGCACUGGGUCAGUUCAUGAAAGCCGGAAGCAUCAAUGUGUGGAACAUUGCACCUCUUUUCAAAGGACUUGGCUUCGCCUCCAUGGUGAUUGUGUUCUUUUGUAACACCUACUACAUUAUGGUGCUGGCCUGGGGUUUCUACUACUUCAUAAAGUCCUUCAAUGCCACACUGCCAUGGUCCACCUGCGACAACCCGUGGAACACAGAGAAAUGCAUUGAGAUCUUCCGCCACGCCGACUGCCAAAACGGCUCCAUUGGCAAUUCCACCUUCGGCAACAUGACGUGCGAGGAGCUGGCCAAUGGGCGUUCCCCUAUUAUUGAAUUCUGGGAGAACAAGGUUCUGAACAUCUCUGAUGGGCUGGACAAGACAGGCGUUAUCAACUGGGAACUAAUGCUGUGUCUGUUUGCCGUCUGGGUGAUGGUGUACUUCUGUGUGUGGAAGGGGGUGAAAUCCACAGGAAAGAUCGUGUAUGUUACUGCCACGUUCCCGUAUGUGGUCCUGAUUAUUCUCCUGGUGAGGGGUGUAACCCUUCCUGGUGCUUAUGAUGGGAUCUUGUAUUAUGUCAAACCUGACUGGUCCAAGCUAGGAGAACCACAGGUCUGGAUCGAUGCUGGUACUCAAAUCUUUUUCUCCUACGCUAUCGGGCUCGGGGCCCUCACCGCUCUUGGUAGCUAUAACCGAUUCAACAAUGACUGCUAUAAGGAUGCAUUCGUGCUGGCUCUUAUUAAUAGUGGCACCAGUUUCUUUGCUGGUUUUGUCGUCUUCUCCAUCCUGGGUUUCAUGGCAUCCGAGCAGGGUGUGGACAUCUCUAAAGUGGCUGAAUCGGGCCCUGGUCUGGCAUUCAUAGCAUACCCCAAAGCCGUAUCUCUGAUGCCUGUGGCUCCGGUGUGGGCUGCCCUGUUCUUCAUCAUGCUGCUACUGCUGGGACUGGACAGUCAGUUUGUUGGUGUGGAGGGUUUCAUAACUGGCAUUCUUGAUCUUUUCCCUGGAAAGUAUUACAUACGCUAUCAGCGUGAAAUCGCCGUGGCAAUCUGCUGUUUAUCAUGCUUCAUUAUAGAUCUCUCCAUGGUUACACAGGGAGGGAUGUACGUCUUCCAGCUUUUUGACUACUAUUCAGCCAGUGGAAUGACCCUACUGUGGCAAGCAUUCUGGGAAUGCGUGGUUGUCGCAUGGGUUUAUGGUGCUGACAGGUUCAUGGAUGAUAUUGCCCGUAUGAUCGGUUACCGGCCAUUCCCGUGGAUGAAGUGGUGCUGGUCCUUUAUAACUCCAUGUGUUUGCAUGGGUAUCUUCCUAUUUCAUCUGUUGAACUACAAGCCUCUGACAUACAACAAUGUGUAUGUGUACCCAUGGUGGGGAGAGGUAAUCGGAUGGUGUCUGGCUCUCUCUUCCAUGCUCUGUAUCCCUGUUAGCCUUGUGUACAAGCUCGCUGGAGCCAAGGGAACAUUCAGAGAGCGUUGGGAAAAUCUGACCAAACCAGUGUGGGGAGCCCAUCACCUCGAAUACAUGGCCCCUGACACUGAUAUUAAAAGCCUGGCCUCUCUGUCUCCUGGAACUGAGGAGAACAAGGUUAUCAUUUUUGAGAGUGUUAUGUAGACAAAAAUGAAAGGGAAAGCCUACGACAACCCUCCUAAGGCAAGCUAUUCAAGUAUUCAUUUAACAUUUUAGGGAAUUCUACAUAAAAUUCUAUGAUCUUACAGUCUUAGUACAAAAAAAAAAAAAAAAAAAAAAAAAAACCUUGACAGAUAUUGAUGACUACAUUUAUUGCAUACUACAAAUCCUUUACCAUGUACACAAGAUUUUCUUCCUUUUUCAUCAGUUUAACGACCUCGUGAAAUGAUUAAACAAGUUUUGUUUUCUUUGUUGAUGUAUUUCAUAUAUAAUCAGGAAGUGUGGGCCAGGCAUAAUGCAGGGCUCAUCCCUUUUUCUUAAAAAAAAAUUGGCCAAUAGGCUUUAAUUACGUCACAGCCAUGAACCAUGAUUUGCUACAUUCUAGUCAGUUGCAGGUUGUAUUUGUGAUGGGGCAUUCUCAUUCUUGCACUGGAUUGGACAAAAAUCUGUGUAGUGCAAGAUGAGUCAUCAAUAUUUCUGACCUGUUUUCCCAGAAGAUAAGGACUGUAAAUUUUAAAUGUGUAUAUCGGCUAAAGGUUCAAUUAGUCAACUUUUAAAAUUUUCUAUUAAAUUUUGAUUUCAAGGGGUCUUUAAACUGUAACUUAAACUAAAAGCAUUAUGUGCAAUGUAAACUGCAGAUAUCCACACUUGGCAAGGCAAAAUCAGCAUGUAUUUGGAGGGGAAAAUAUAGUGUCUAGUCUGACAAAACAUAACUUUACACCUGGAUUGAUUGUUAACCUGGGUAUAGUUCAUAAUUUCAGAACAGGACAGAAUUCCCACAGGCCAAUUUCAUGAAAAUUACAAUGGUCUCUUUGCACUGACACAUGGGUAUAAAACAUAUCCAAAAAAGAAGUACAAAAUACAAACGUUAGCUACAAACGUUUUACCAAUAUAUCCAUGACACAAUUUGGCCCAUAAUGAUGUCCACAAAAGUGGACGAUAAAUAGCAUUACACUUGUUCAAAUUAAUAAAAUCUUGUGCAGAUUGUUUUUUUUUUUUUAAACUAAAAUAGUUUAUGCUACUUAUUAGAGCAACGAUAAUCAAGCAACAGUAAAAAAUAUAUAUACUGUAUUAUCAAAAAUACGAAUUGAAUGUUCAUACUAGCAAUCGGACUAAAUGUGUCUUUGCAGAUUUCACAUUGAUAAGGCCACAUAUACACAAGGACAGUGCAUUAUUUCUGUAAAGAGUAUAGAUUUGCUUGAUGUGUCUUCGUUUGAGACAGGUGACCUUAAUACCUUGUGCAAGACAUCACUGCGUUUAAUAUACUCUAUGUGCCAAAUGGAGCAUGACUUUCCAUCUCUGUUGGUCAGAAGAUGGUUUCGGUUGCCAUAAAAAAAAUCGAUAUCUCAUCAUCUACCUGGUUCAGUUAAAAUAUACUGUGCUUGAUGUGUCUUCCAUAUAAGUGAUUCAUGUUUGGAAACAUCUAGAGUUUUUAUUGCAGACAUUUCGAAAGAGGAGGCUCUCUUAAAAGAUGCUUUAAAAGAUGCCUGCAUACCCCAAAAAUGCAAUGGAUGCAUUUUGUUAUGGAUUUAAUCCAAUCUCCAAUUUCAGUUCCACAUUUUGAAUUUGAGCGGCUCUUAUAGUAGGUUCUCAGACGUUUUUAAUUUUUAUGAUUUAACACUGUCUGACACAUCCAAAGAAAUAUAUCAAGGCAUUUUAAAAGACAGACAAAACAUUUUAUCGUAAUUCUAUUGUUAAAAAAAUCAUCUUGUAACAGUAAUGACUGUCAAAAGAUACUUUAAAUUCUAUAUAUAUAUUUUGGGUUUAUAAAUGAAGAUGUGGGAUUUAACAGUUUAAGUUUCAUUAUAAAGUGUAUGUUAAGUAGAUUCGGCUAUACUACAGGUCAUGCGAUUACGUGCACAUUCUCGGCGCUUGACGCUUUACAGACAUAAUAGAGGGGAGCAAAGGUGAAAGUGAUCAGGAUGUACAGGAUUCAGUGAUGAAGGCCUUUUUUGUUGAUAAUUGCCUGCAAAGUUUAGUCCAACAUCUUCCACCAGAGGCAUGAUCAGCCAGCACUGAGGCAGGACUCGAUCCAGAAGAAUCAACCCUCUAACAAGGCUCCUCAUCAAAGAAAAUGAUGAGAGUUUACUACAUCCUGGUCCAGAAAGAGUCUAUGGUGAAUUAAGGCACAGAUAUUGGAUUAUAAAGGGUAGAGGAGCCAUUCGAAAGCAUCAAUAUAAUUGCACAGAAUGUUGCAAGUGGAAAUCUAACCCAGCAGUCCCAAAAAUGGCAGACCUACUGCCAGCAAGGUUGUGUUUUUCAAGCCUCCAUUCUGGUCCACCGGCGUUGACUGUUUUGGUCCCUUCAGUAUUAAGAUACACCGUAGGGUGGAAAAACGGUGGGGUAUUCUUUUCAAGUGUUUAGCUACCCAUUGAGUACAUCUUGACCUAUUGGAGAAUCUUGAUAUUGAUGCCUUCUUUAUGGCUUUAAGGCAUUUUGUGUCUCACCAUGGAUAACCCUUUGAGAUCUUUGCAGAUAGGGGUACUAAUUUCAGAGAUGGCGACCGAGAGUUGCAGGAAUGCUUCCAGGCUAUGGAACCCGAAUUAGAACACAGUUGUCUGGACAACAGACCUCCUCCAAGUUCAACCCACCGAGUGCUCCGCAUUUUGGUGGGACCUGGGAGCGGGAGAUCAAAUCGGUCAAAAACGCUCUGAGAGCGGUGCUGGGAGCCAUCCUCCGUACAGUAUUGGUGGAAAUCGAGGGAAUAUUGAAUUCCAAACUGCUGAGAUAUCUGACGCUGCCAAUCCUGACCCUGUAACCCCAAAUCUGCUCUUGAUGGGUUAGGGUUAGGGCCUGUGCCUCCCUGCCACAGGCCAUGUUUGCAAACUUGUUACAAACUUGUUAAGUUGUCGGAAAUGGCGUCAUAGUCAACUGUUAGUAGAUCAUUUCUGGGCCAGGUUUCUUUUGACUAUCUUCCUAGUCUUCACCCCCAUGGGAUGUGGCAGUGGGAAGUGAAGAACAUCCAAGUAGGGAACCCAGUGUUGAUAUUGGAUCCUCAACUACCCCGUGGUUCCUGGCUUAUGGGUCGAGUCAUUGGAGUGGCAACCAGUAUGGAUGGACGUGUCAGAUCAGCAGACAUCAAAAUAGGCGACAAAACAUACACAAGACCAGUUUCUCGCCUAAUUGCCCUUCCUGAGUUGUCUGAUGAGUAAAAUGUCUUCAUCAUGGAUGGAAUUGAAAGAUCCAAUUCCAGGGCGGCUGUCAAAAGACACUAAAUUCUAUAUAAAUAUAUAUUUUGGUUUAUAAAUAAAGAUGUGUGAUUUAACAGUUUAAGUUUCAUUAUACAGUGUAUGUUAAGUAGAUUUGGCUACACUAUGGGUCAUAUGAUUACGUGCGCAUUCUCGGUGCUUGGCGCUUUACAGACAUAACAGAGGGGAGCACACCUGUUCAUGGGCAAGCUCAUUUGAAUGGAAUUUUUUGCACAGCGUGGAAGCCAUUUCUUCCUUUUUCCUUCAUGUGCGUCUUUGUUGUUAACGUGUAUAUUGGGUUUGGUAUGUCUUUCCAUGUUUUUCUUUUCCGAUAGUCCAUGAAGGAUAUAUUUCUCUGUUAAUUCAUUCAUUGAGAAAUACGCUUGAUCAUUUUGAUGUGCAACGCGUUGUUGUAUUUGUUCACUUGUAGUGUUGAGCUUGCUGGUUAUAGAGAUAGCAUGCUAAUGUGUGAAUUGCCCAUUUUAUUGGGUGUGAUUUAGUGUGAUUCCCGCUUUGAUUUAUUUCAUUGUUUGAUGUCGUUGUGACUGUUAUCGCAUGAUUGUAGUAUUUCUAGCUGAUAGUUGUUAUUGGAUUGAUUUGUUUACCUAAAUAAUGGCCAUUGUGAUCGAAGUUUGUUAGUUGAGAUGGUGUAAUGGCAAUGAUAAUAGCCAUUACAAAUGAAUUUAUUAAUUUGUAUUGCACACUUUUUUUCUUGAAAUCAAGUCCUGUUUAUAUUUGUCAUUUAUUGUUUAUAAUCAUUUAUUCCUUAUUAUGACUAACUGCUAUACCGUGUUGAUUGAUAUUGUUUUGCUUUUUGUUUCUGUAGCACACACACACACACACACACACACACACACAGGCACACACUCAAGAUGCCUCUGCUUUGUGGUAAAUAAAAGGCCCUUUGAAGGGUAAUUGGAACAUCAACCAGUCUCUGUAUGAUCAAUCUUUCCUAGUCACUUAAUCUUGACCAGCCUGUUCACAUUAUCCUGCACCCUUAAAAUCGAAUCAGCUAAUACAGUAUUCUUUCGAUGAUGGUUUUAAGUUUAAAAGCAGUUUGUCUAAAUGGAACACACAAACAAAAAGACACGUUAACAACAAUUUGUCAAUAAAAUCGAUUUACAAACUUUGCCAAUAUCAGGUGCAGAAUGUUAAAUACAAUCUAAGAACACAUUUUGUUCUCUGCAGUUCUGCUGUAAAGCCUGUUAAGUGAUUUUGCAGGUAAACAUUUUAGGUUGACACAUAGUUGCCAAACUUUGCCUUUGUCAAACCCAUGGACAAAUAGCCAAGAUUAUACUGAGGUGUCCCGAAAAACUGGCCUCAUUCCGACCUGUGGGAAUUCUGCCUUUAAGAAGUCUCAACUCACACACUAAAUAAUUGUGACAUUGUAGAUGUAAUCAGAAUGUACAAAUUAGACUACAUUAUAUAAGGCUUCAGAAUACAUUUGCACAUUGUUGUAAAAUAAUCUGCUAGCACUUUUUAAUCAUGUUAGAAUGUUUUUUUGUUUGGUUUUAUUUGACUGUAAUAUAAAUCAGAGAUUUAUUUUGUGAAGGCUCUUAUUUUGCUUAUAUGCAUAUAUAAAUACAUAUUGGGUAUCUGUGGGUUAUAUUUAAAACAUUUGAUGCUGUAUGUACUUUUAAUAAAGAUUACAAUAUGGA